Drosophila ananassae is the source of this 690-nucleotide messenger RNA. RefSeq lists its product as uncharacterized. NCBI's taxonomy places the organism in Eukaryota, Metazoa, Arthropoda, Insecta, Diptera, Drosophilidae. Bases 139 to 570 code for a protein of 143 amino acids. The record is from RefSeq and is a predicted model, not a curated record. The transcript is spliced from 2 exons.
GGUUUUUGGCCAGGUCUCAAGUGUGAUAUAAAAGCCGGGCCACAACCCGCUCAACGAUCCACAGUCCAAAGUCGCUUGCAGCGCCAAGACAUCCCCAGUGCAGAGAGUCGAGACCUCGAAAAAAAAAAUCCUAAAAAAAUGUUCAAAUACGUGUUGAUCGCCAGCCUGCUGGUCACAAUUGCCUUCGCAGCUCCCCGUGAAGAAACCGAACAGGAAAGACUAGACCGGGAGGAACUGGAGCGCUACCAGAAUGAAAAUGCCCAGUACGCUUUCAACUCCAAGGUGGAUGACCAGAUCAACGAUGGACAGAUCAUCCGGGAAGAGGAGCGUGAGGGUGGCACUGUGCGCGGUAAAUACAGCUACUUCGAUGGCUUUGUGAAGCGCACCGUGGAGUACAUCGCCGACAAGGACGGCUACAGGGUGCUCAAGGACACGAUGGAGGAUGUUGGCAAUGGCCCCCAGUUCAAUCCCGAGGGCCAGGCCGAUGUUGAGGGAUCCCUCAUCGGCAAGUACUCCAUCAAGCUGGACAAGGAUGAUGACGAGAAGCACUACAAGGAUAUACACGCCUAAUGGGGAUUAGUUCUAGGAUUUCUAACAUUUAGAAAUGGACUGAAUACUUUGUAACUUACCAACGUUCGAGCAAAACACUUGUACUUUUUUUCACUCAAAUAAAAAAGAAAUAAUUUAAAA